CAUAAAAAUGUUCUUGAGGGGGGACAGUGCUCACUUGUGCACCGCUGGAAAGGAUGCUAUUGGAUGUUCUUGUCGCUUUGCUCUAGUCUCCAGACAUCUUCCGCUCUGAGCCAUUUUUUUACCGUCUACUUUUGUGAAUUCAGCUACCUGUGGGCGCUCCCGCGUGCCGUUGAAUAAUAGCCUUCUUGGAGAUCAGAUAAACGACGAGAGUGAUGGCCACGUCAGAGCCGAGAACCACCAGCGGGGAACAGGACCCCAACACCGCCAAUUUAAGACCCUCAUCCACAACCUACGAAUAUGCGUGGAUGCAUGGCUGUACAAGGAAACUGGGCAUGAGGAUUUGUGGGUUCCUGCAGAAAAACAACAGCUUGGAGGAGAAGGGCAGACUGAGUCAGAAGAACCUGCUCUCCUGCGACAACAGUGACAGGGACGCUCGGUUCCGACGCACCGAGACCGACUUCUCAAACCUGUUUGCCCGAGACCUGUUGCCUGCAAAGAAUGGCGAGGAACCAACCAUGCAGUUUUUACUGGAGGUGGUUGACAUACUGACCAACUACGUGAAGAAGACAUUCGACCGCUCCACCAAGGUGCUGGACUUCCACCACCCUCACCAGCUCCUGGAGGGCAUGGAGGGCUUCAACCUGGAACUGUCCGACCAGCCCGAGUCUCUGGAGCAGAUCCUGGUGGACUGCAGGGACACGCUCAAAUAUGGUGUGCGGACAGGUCACCCUCGUUUCUUCAACCAGUUGUCCUCGGGUUUAGACAUCAUCGGUCUGGCAGGGGAGUGGCUCACCUCGACUGCCAACACCAACAUGUUUACUUACGAGAUCGCUCCGGUGUUUGUUUUAAUGGAGCAGCUGACCCUGAAGAAGAUGAGAGAGAUGAUUGGCUGGCCCGGUGGCGAGGGAGACGGCCUUUUCUCGCCAGGGGGCGCUAUUUCUAACAUGUACAGUGUGAUGAUCGCUCGUUACAAGUAUUUCCCCGAGGUCAAGACCAAGGGCAUGUCUGCUGCUCCUCGUCUGGUUCUGUUCACAUCGGAACAUAGCCACUACUCCAUCAAGAAAGCCGGUGCUGCUCUGGGAUUUGGCACCGAGAAUGUGAUUCUGCUGAGCACGGAUGAGAGGGGGAGGGUCAUUCCUGCGGAUCUGGAGGCUAAGAUCAUUGACGCCAAACAAAAGGGUUACGUGCCAUUAUUUGUGAACGCCACCGGUGGCUCCACCGUCUACGGUGCCUUUGACCCCAUCAAUGAGAUUGCGGACAUUUGCGAGAAGUACAACCUGUGGCUGCACGUUGACGGAGCGUGGGGUGGCGGCCUGCUGAUGUCCAGGAAGCACCGCCAUAAACUCAACGGGAUUGAGAGAGCCAACUCUGUCACGUGGAACCCUCACAAGAUGAUGGGCGUGCCGCUCCAGUGCUCCGCCAUCCUCGUUAGGGAGAAGGGACUGAUGGGCGGGUGCAACUCCAUGUGCGCCGGUUAUUUGUUCCAACAAGACAAGCAGUACGACGUCACGUACGACACUGGGGACAAAGCCAUCCAAUGUGGCCGGCAUGUGGACAUAUUUAAGUUCUGGCUCAUGUGGAAGGCGAAGGGCACCACUGGGUUUGAGCAGCACAUUGACAGGUGCUUGGAUUUGUCUCAGUACCUGUACAACAAGAUCAAGAACAGGGAGGGGUAUGAGAUGGUGUUUGAUGGCGUGCCUCAGCACACCAACGUUUGCUUCUGGUACAUCCCACCCAGCCUGAGGGGAAUGCCAGACAGUGAGGAGAGGCGGGAGAAGCUCCACAGAGUUGCACCAAAGAUCAAGGCCAUGAUGAUGGAGUCAGGUACCACCAUGGUGGGCUACCAGCCUCAGGGCAAUAAAGUCAACUUCUUCCGUAUGGUCGUCUCCAACCAUGCGGCCACCCAAUCUGACAUCGACUUCCUCAUUGAUGAGAUAGAGAGGCUGGGUCGUGACCUGUAGACCCCCUUUUCGCACUGCUCCAGUGUUGUCCGUGUUGUUUUCCGAUGGCACAUCAUCCUGAGGAGAGAACCCAACAAUAAGACUACACCCCCCCCUGACCCGCUGCUCCCCGCACACACAUUUGUCCUCCUUUAGCUCCGUAUAUGGCGACAUAGUUUCAGGUAACUGAUGGAUGUGUGCUGGUGGGAAGUCUUGUACUGCGUGUGUUCAAUCUAGUGUCAUUUUAAUGUAGAUUGUUGUUCAACGUGUGUGUGUGUGUGUGUGUGUGUGCGCUCGUGUGAGCGAAAAGCAGUAAAGCACAGCUCCAAACCUGACAAGCAUCACAAAAUUAUUCUUGUGUAAAAAAACAAGAGUGCGGGUGGCACCCCGUGUGUAUAUAGAAGUAUUUUAGAGAAAUGGAUUAAAGAUAACAUAAUGACGACAGUAUGUGCGUACAGCACAGGUACUAAAUGCUGAGAGGAACAUCCGGCCGCUUGGAUCUGUCAUCUUCUGGAAGCGAGACAGGUCACGACCAUGUUGGUAGUUCUUCUGUCUGUGAUCAUGAUUUUAAAAUGCCGGCUCAUUUUCUGUUUCAUGCAAUCACGUGAUACCCGUAUGUGUGUUCUCAAAGAAUAUUUAUUCCUAUUUGAUGAUAUCGGAACUAUUGCAUUCUCAUUGUCGACAGAUUCAGGUAUUUUCAUGUCAAUGUAUCUUCACGUGUCGUACAUGGUGAUGAUUUGUAAAUUUGAAAUUGAAAUAACACUGACUUUGUUGGCCAAAGAAAGUAUAGAGCGGAAAUAGUGCAAGUCAUUAUUCCUCGUCCAUAAGUUAUCGAUGUUUGUAACGUGUGACCCUCAACUGCGAUGCAAUUUCUAUCGUGCGUUUACUGAUGUGAUUGUGAGUCUUUGAAUGUCUGAGGUGACUGACUGGCCUUCCGACGGGACGGAGAAAGAAACCUACAGUCUGUGUUCCUCUGGGUAAGCGAGUAGCAUAGUAAUGCGAGAAUGUACUCUCCUCUGGAGAACGGGUAGGAAGAAUCGGUCAGAAUUCAAACGCAUUUACUGUAAUAUAAUAUAUUUAUUGUAAUACAUAUUUAAUGUAUUUCUGGUAUUAUGGGAGCUCAAUGGAAUAUCUUGUUUGAGGAGCUCCUCUUUGUGUCUUUGCACUAGGUUCACCUUUCUUCCAUUGUCAAUGGAUGUGUAUUAUGAGAUAUUUAAUUUACCAUUGAUGGUAACCAGGGACCAUGAUUUGAAUUGCAUAAAUCCUAUUGAAACUUGUUUGUUGUCAGGAACUCCUUUAUGUGACCAGUUUGAUUUUGAGAUUAAUAUAGCUGUAAGGAAUGUUACCCAGGAGAUUAUCUGGUGGCACUUUAACAAAAAAAUUAAAACAGCGUCUCUGUAAAAUGUUUAAUAAAGUCUAAUAAACUU
Messenger RNA from Hippocampus comes (tiger tail seahorse), 3367 nucleotides. It is a transcript of the gene gad1b, whose product is annotated as glutamate decarboxylase 1b. Bases 213 to 1961 code for a protein of 582 amino acids. Gene Ontology annotation, cellular component: cytoplasm; presynaptic active zone. Gene Ontology annotation, molecular function: glutamate decarboxylase activity; pyridoxal phosphate binding. Gene Ontology annotation, biological process: GABA biosynthetic process. Lineage: Eukaryota; Metazoa; Chordata; Actinopteri; Syngnathiformes; Syngnathidae. The record is from RefSeq and is a predicted model, not a curated record. The transcript has 17 exons.